CAUCCGCACAGUCACCCGGCCGAAGCUGAAGGAAUCUGGCUAUCGCAUCGGAGUGACCUGAGUGUCACCCUGUGGGAGUUCAACACACUCGUGGAGCCCACCGCAGGGAGCACAAGUGUCCGGACUUUAUUUGAGCUGAAAGAAGGACUUUUGUCAGCAGAGAAAAUAAGAAACCAGCAUGAUGGCAGUUCUUGGCAGCGCCGGUCGCUUGAUUCAAUUUGCCAGGAGCAGCGUCGGCCUGAGUCUGAGGAGACGCUCCACCGCUGCAGCUUUAGCCCAGCGUGCAACUCCAGACACACAAGAAAACAGGAAACCUAAAACGGGAAUCCUGAUGCUGAACAUGGGAGGACCGGAGAAACUGGAGGAUGUUCAUGACUUCCUGCUGCGGCUCUUUAUGGACACAGACCUGAUGAAACUUCCCGUACAGAAUAAGCUGGGUCCGUUCAUCGCUAAGCGGCGCACACCAAAGAUCCAGGAGCAGUACAGUAAGAUCGGAGGAGGCUCCCCCAUCAAACACUGGACCUCCAUGCAGGGAGAAGGCAUGGUGAAGCUGCUGGAUGAAAUAAGCCCCGACACUGCUCCUCAUAAGUUCUACAUCGGUUUCCGGUACGUUAACCCGCUGACGGAGGAAGCCAUUGAGGAGAUGGAGAAAGAUGGAGUAGAGAGAGCCGUGGCCUUCACUCAGUACCCUCAGUACAGCUGCUCCACCACAGGCAGCAGUCUGAACGCCAUCUACCGUUACUACAGCAACAGAGGAGAUAGGCCCAAAAUGCGCUGGAGUGUCAUCGACCGUUGGCCGACACACCCUCUGCUGGUGGAGUGUUUUGCAGAACAUGUCAGAAACGAACUGUUGAAGUUUCCAGAAGAAAAGAGAGAUGAUGUCGUCAUUUUAUUCUCAGCACACUCGCUCCCCAUGGCUGUUGUAAACAGAGGCGACCCGUAUCCUCAGGAAGUGGGAGCUACAGUACAGCGGGUCAUGGAGAGACUGGGACACUGUAACCCCUACAGACUGGUGUGGCAGUCCAGGGUAGGCCCCAUGCCGUGGCUCGGACCCCAGACAGACGAGGUCAUUAAAGGUCUGUGUGAACGAGGGAAGAAGAACCUGCUGCUGGUGCCCAUCGCCUUCACCUCAGACCACAUAGAGACAUUACAUGAGCUGGACAUCGAGUACGCACAGGUGCUGGGGGAAGAGUGUGGAGUGGAGAACAUCAGGAGAGCAGAGUCACUGAAUGGAAACCCACUAUUUAUGAAGGCCCUCGCAGACCUCGUCCAGUCCCACCUGAAGUCCAACGAGCCGUGUUCCCGCCAGCUGACCCUGCGCUGCCCGCUGUGCACCAACCCCACCUGUGGAGAGACCAAGGCCUUCUUUGCCAGCCAGAAACUUGUAGAAACAUGCCAUCACACAUCCUGAAGCCCUGUUUUUUUACAACAGGGCUACUCCUGGAGAGGCUAUAGACCUUUUUUUUUUUUUUUUAAAUGAAAGCUUCAUACACAGAUACGCACAAUCUCCCAAGCAAGAGCAUCCAUGUCCCAAAGAAUCCAGAAAAUGGCACUUAAUGGUUUCUGCAGGUACAUUACAAAGAUUAGAGAUUAGAUUUUUUUUCUUACCUUCCUCAUCCUGUAAGGUUUUUUGGUUAAAGUGUGUGAAGAUAAAAAAGAAGCGACGAUAACAUCUUCCCAUAAUGGCAUUCCAGUCACAAAUUUAUCUCGCUGGUGUUGUUCUGAAGGUAUAUGGUUAUUUGGUUCCCCUCUCUCCCCUCGCUCCAUACCACUGUCCAAAAAACAGUAACCCCACUCGUCCUGCUGCAAACCCUGCAAUGUGAUUGAAGGAGGUCAGAGCUGCUGGCGCUGCCUUAUUUGUGAAUAUCGGAGAGAAAAGAGAGGGAAAGCAGCAGUUUAAGGAUUCAAGACAUGUCAGUCAUUGUAUACCUACAAUAAACAACAGUGCAACUAAAGAGUCAGGGUGUCCUAAUAUUAAUGAUAUGGUUUAAAUCUGGGAGAAACAUGCUGUUGCUAUACAUAUUCAUUACUUAUUUUAAUAUUUUACAAAUAAACUGAUGAGGAAAAAUUUGAAUAUUCAUAAACAGUCUGUGGAGUAGAGGUCACAAAUCAUUCUUUAAAUAGUAAUAAUAAUAAUAAUCAUAAUAAUAAUGGAUUAGAUUUAAAUAGCACUUUUCAAGGCACCUAAAGUGCUUUACAUUGUGUCCAUUCAUUCACUCCUCAUUCAUACAUGUGUAGCCACGGCUGCCCUGGGGCAGACUGACAGAAAUGUGGCAGCCACGCGUCCCUACGGUCACGAAUAUUCAUCCACAUUCAUAUACCAAGGAUACCGAAAUACGGCUCAAUGGAUCAACACAAACAGGACCAAGCUUAAAUCAGCCAGGUCCUUUUUGGGGGAAUAAUGUGAAUAAAAUCAGGAUGGGUGGUUCCUGAUUGCUUGUGAAGAUAAUAACAAAUGCACUUCUAUAUUGUAGGUUUGUUGUUUAUCUGUCAGCCCAUUAGUGUGUGUAUGGAAAUGAAGAAAACUCAGGGAUUGUUUUCCCAAAAGAGUACGGGCUGCUAACUUUGGAGUAUCAGAUUCAACUUUAUUCACUUCACAUUCACUAUUUUCUGUCUCAUUUUCCUCAAAUUUCAUCUCAGGCUAUUCAUUUUUGUGUGUUUUGGUCAUUUGGCAUCACCACACCUGCAGCUAAUGUUAGCUAGACCCCUGAUCUAAUUAGCUUUUACUAAACAGAGUAUGCAAAGCUGACAUGAACAAUGAUCACAUUCUCUUGCUUCCAUUGGUUAUUUGAACCUGAAGCAACAAGAGAAAAUCUUUCAGUAUUUCAUUUGUAUGUUGUAUCUUUGUUGGUGCAAGGAGACCAGAAAAUGUCGGGUUUGUGAAAGCUGACAUUAUUAGCACAUAAGUAGCACAAAAACUGCAUCAGACUGUCUGCUGUCUGUCUAGAAUAUUUUCUCAAUUAUUUACACCCCUCUGAUCUAAGUGCAGUUACAAAACAUCCAUUCAUUCAUCACGUGCAGUUGUCUUAUCCUGUAGAAGUUUGCAGGAGAGCCUAUCCCGUCUGACUUUGGUUAGGAAUAAAUAAAAAUGAAGAAUCAAAUUCAAUAGGUUCUGUUACCGGAUGCCAUAUUUAGUUUGGGCAUGGAUGGCUGCUGCUCUUAAAAACUACUAACUACUAAAAACAUACCUGUCCCAUGCCCUUGAGAUAAGAAUGUAUAAUUAUAUAGUAAGAAAUUUGGAUGGGAAGUUGAUAUUUCAUUACUGACUCUUUUUCCUCGCUACUGUUUUUGUCCCAUCAUGCCACGAUAAUGUGCCUUUUUACACUGGCUAACUAGAAAUACUGGAUCUACGCUUAAUGUAUUUCUUACGUGUAAAUAUCUGAUGUAAAGAUGCUAACAGGGAAAAUAAAAAAUCUACCCUGAAAUUAAGAUUGAUAUGUUUCUGCUGGGACCUGGGUCAUUGAUAGCUCAAUUAUGUUUAAAUCCAAGAAAAAGUUAAAAUUAAAGCUAGUUAGCUAAUGACUCAAUGUGCUAGGUAUACGCUAGCUAGGUAGCAUAAUAGCUAAUAAGCUGUGUCAGCUCUGCUUUUGGCUUUUUCCUGUAAUACACUCAAAGAAUAGUUAGGAUAAACUAAAUAUUAUUUGUAUAAAAAUAAUGGGGGGGGCUAAUGUUACAGCUAAUUUUCAGUAUUUUAGCCAGUUGCCAAAUUGCUGAGUCACCUUGUCACAGGUCU
Melanotaenia boesemani (Boeseman's rainbowfish) is the source of this 3733-nucleotide messenger RNA. RefSeq names its product ferrochelatase (gene fech). The record is from RefSeq and is a predicted model, not a curated record. Bases 179 to 1411 code for a protein of 410 amino acids. Gene Ontology annotation, molecular function: protoporphyrin ferrochelatase activity. Lineage: Eukaryota; Metazoa; Chordata; Actinopteri; Atheriniformes; Melanotaeniidae. Gene Ontology annotation, biological process: heme biosynthetic process. The transcript has 11 exons.